Bombina bombina (fire-bellied toad) is the source of this 1680-nucleotide messenger RNA. RefSeq names its product gastrula zinc finger protein XlCGF8.2DB-like. The coding region runs from base 245 to 1390 and encodes 381 amino acids. The record is from RefSeq and is a predicted model, not a curated record. NCBI's taxonomy places the organism in Eukaryota, Metazoa, Chordata, Amphibia, Anura, Bombinatoridae. The transcript has 2 exons. Gene Ontology annotation, cellular component: nucleus.
CAGCAGCAGAUGUCCCUGGGUUAGUUAUAUUUGUCCAGCAGCAGCUGUCCCUGGGUUAGUUACAUUUGUCCCAUUGUCACAGGCUCAGCCCCCUCCAUGAGUUCUGGAUCCUAGCUGCCUGUGGGUUAAGCAGGAGUAAGAAGGCUGUGUACAAUCUGACCUCAGACAACAUUCCAGAGUGGAUCACUAAACUAAUUAAUUGAGCCUGCUGAACUAAAGGGUGCCGAGAAUAGCCAGUCAUUUGAUGUAUCCCAGUAAUCAUUGCAAGGCGACAGUGAGACAGCAGAAAGUAAUGAGUGACCCUGUGUAUAGCAAUUCACUUACUGCUAAUACAAACCCCAUAAUGAUACAAACAGGAGAGAAAUUGUUUACUUCUACUGAGUGUGAAAAGACUUUUGCAUUAAAAAAAGAUCUUCAUGAAAGGACUCACUCAGGAGAGAAACCUUAUACCUGUACAGAGUGUGGGAAAGGAUUUGCCUGUAAAAGUAAUUUGCAAUGUCAUGAAAGGACUCACUCAGGAGAGAAACCUUAUACCUGUACAGAGUGUGGGAAAGGUUUUACCUUUAAAAAUAGUUUGCAAUAUCAUGAAAAGACUCACACAGGAGAGAAACCUUUUACCUGUACAGAGUGUGGGAAAGGUUUUACCUAUAAAAAUAGUUUGCAAAAUCAUGAAAGGACUCACACAGGAGAGAAACCUUAUAGGUGUACGGAAUGUGGGAAAGGAUUUGCAAAACAAAGUCAUUUGCUAUAUCAUCUAAGGACUCACACAGGAGAGAAACCUUAUACCUGUACAGAGUGUGGGAAAGGAUUUGCCUGUAAACACACUUUGCAAUAUCAUGAAAGGACUCACACAGGAGAGAAACCAUAUAGGUGUACAGAGUGUGGGAAAGGAUUUGCCUAUAAAAAAACUUUACAACAUCAUGAAAGGACUCACACUGGAGAAAAACCUCAUACAUGUACAUAUUGUGGGAAAGGCUUUGCACAACAAGGUCAUUUGCUAAAUCAUCUAAGGAUUCACACAGGAGCGAAACCUUUUACCUGUACAGAGUGUGGGAAAGGAUUUAAACAACAAGUUCAUUUGCUAAAUCAUCUAAGGAUUCACACAGGAGAGAAACCUUAUACGUGUACAGAGUGUGGGAAAGGAUUUACAUAUCAAUGUCAUUUGCAGUAUCAUCAAAGGACUCACACAGGAGAGAAACCUUAUACCUGUACAGAGUGUGGGAAAUGUUUUACCUUUAAAAAUACUUUGCAACAUCAUAAAAGGACUCACACAAGAGAGAAACCUUUUACCUGUACAGAGUGUGGGAAAGGAUUUGCCUACAAAAAAACUUUGAAACAACAUGAAAGGACUCACACAGGAGUGUGGGAAAGGACUUGCAUACCAAAGUAGUUUGCAAUACAUUGAAGGGGCUCCUACAGCAGAGAAACAUUAUACGUGUACAGAGUUUGGGAAAGGUUCUACACAAAAGAGACCUCUUCAAACUCAUACAAUGAUUCACUUAAAGGGAUAGAUAAUAGAAGUAAAUUGGAAUGUUGUUUACAAUUGUAUUCUCUACCUGAAUCAUAAUAGAAAAAGUUUGUGUUUAGUGUCCCUUUAAGAAAAAUCUUACAAAUGUAAAAAAAGAAAAAAUUCAAGUGAUCAUAGAAAAAAAAUAAAAUGGCUUUAGUCACAUGGCAUAA